Messenger RNA from Xenopus tropicalis (tropical clawed frog), 1872 nucleotides. RefSeq names its product protein O-glucosyltransferase 1 (gene poglut1). NCBI's taxonomy places the organism in Eukaryota, Metazoa, Chordata, Amphibia, Anura, Pipidae. The record is from RefSeq and is marked provisional.
GGCUUUGCGCGCACCUCUCACACCGAGCGGCGGGGGCAGGGCGAGCAGCGGAGCGCCGAGCGCAUCGAUACGGGUUAGGCAUGAUUGCGGAGCCAUGUUGGGAGUCCUGCUGAUUGGCCUGUUCCUGCCCCAGGUGCUAAGUGAGGGGGGCACUGGGGACUCCCGCUGGGUUCGGUACCUGAAUCGUAUCCGCAGGGCUGCGCAGAGUCAUUCCACCCCCGACAGUCAAAAUGGAACGUUCUACUAUAGGGUGCUGCAAGAAGACCUGGCGCCGUUUGGAUCGGGGAUCUCUAGGGACCUGAUGCAGAAGGUUCUGAGCCGGAAGCUGGGGACCCAUUAUCAGAUCAUUAACCAUCGGCUGUACAGGGAGGAGGAGUGUAUGUUUCCUGCACGGUGCAGUGGGGUAGAACAUUUCCUGCUGGAGCUGCUCCCUGAUCUCCCCGACAUGGAUCUGGUGGUUAAUGUGCGAGACUAUCCCCAGGUUCCCCGCUGGAUGGAUCCUGUGAUCCCCAUCUUCUCCUUCAGUAAGACGUCGGAUUACAAUGACAUUAUGUACCCAGCCUGGACCUUCUGGGAAGGGGGACCUGCAGUCUGGCCCAUUUACCCCACUGGGUUGGGACGCUGGGACCUUAUGAGGGAGGAGCUGAAGAAGGCGGCGGAUCUGUGGCCUUGGGAGAAGAAAAUCCCCAAAGGAUAUUUUAGGGGCUCCAGGACCAGCCCCGAGAGGGACCCCUUGAUCCUCCUGUCCCGGGAAAGCCCCGACCUGGUGGAUGCCGAAUAUACCAAGAACCAGGCCUGGAAAUCGGAGCGGGACACUCUGGGGAGACCUCCAGCCAAAGAAGUUCCCCUGGUGGAUCAUUGUGCUUACAGGUACCUGUUCAAUUUCCGGGGCGUGGCCGCCAGUUUCCGGCUGAAGCACCUGUUCCUGUGUGGGUCGCUGGUGUUCCACGUGGGAGACGAUUGGCUGGAAUUCUUCUACCAUCGCCUGGAGCCGUGGGUCCAUUAUGUGCCGGUCAGUCCGGACCUUGCGGAUCUGCGGGAGUUACUGCAGUUUGUCAGUGAGAAUGAUGAGGAAGUGAAGAGGAUCGCAGAAAGGGGCCACACGUUUAUCAGGCAGUUCCUGCGGAUGGCGGACGUCUCCCAGUACUGGCGGUCCCUGCUGGCCCAGUAUUCCCAGCUGCUCCAGUACCGGGUCCGGAAGGGCAAAGACUACAGGGAGGUGACUGGGGGGUCCCAUCACUCUGAACUCUGACCUGGGAAUAAGCUGCUGCCCCCCCACUACCCCAGCUGGGGGGCUUCUGUUACCUUCCUACGGGCAACCUGUUCUGCUGCCCGGGGCAACUUUACCAACUGCCCUGGUGCCACUCAGGCCUGGGCCGAACUGCAUUGUGGGGGGACAAGUUGUACCGGGGGGGGGGGGGGGGUGCUCUGCCUUAAAUACCCUCUGUACUUACACUGUAGCUCCUUACGUACUGCCCUAUAUACCCCACUGUUGCCCCAUCUGCCCAUCCCUCACCUCCUCCCUGGCACAGAUACAGGGGCAAUAAAGCCCAGAAGCACCUACACAUUUCUCUAUGCACCCCCUGGGUACCCCCAUACCCACAGUGCCCACUCCCCCCAUGCACUGAGAAUUGGCACCUCGGGGGCGGAGUCUGGCCCUUCUCAGGGGGUAAUAAAGGGGAAUCAUGGAGGGUAGGAAGAGACUGGCCCCCAGGGGGCACUGUGGGUGUAAAUAAAGGAUGUGGGGGGGGGGGAGAUACAUGUAAUACUGUUACAAUACCCCUCGGGGGCCCAGAUACCCCAGUAUGGGGGGGUCUCACUUCUGGUUAUGGGGCCAAAUGGGUUUUACACAAAUAGAAAAUAAACAUUUUU